Messenger RNA from Halichondria panicea, 1422 nucleotides. RefSeq lists its product as uncharacterized. The record is from RefSeq and is a predicted model, not a curated record. Bases 146 to 1228 code for a protein of 360 amino acids. Lineage: Eukaryota; Metazoa; Porifera; Demospongiae; Suberitida; Halichondriidae. The transcript is spliced from 2 exons.
UCGACAGAAAAGUACGCUUCUCUCUAGCUCUAAUAAUUAUAUACUAGCUAGCUGCUCUGCUAUCAUUUUUAUAGCUUGAUUUUAGCAUACAGUAUUGACUAGAGCAUACUAUAUAUCUAUACAAGCAACUCUUUCCUGACACGAUAUGAGCCCUUCAUUCAGUAUCUUGUAUUCUCUCAUUGCAGUGGUUAUUUUGUUUGCCAUCAUUAUCAUCAUUCUCACUGUGUUUACAAUUAUUUUGUGGCCUAGUAGAACCUCAGUAAAGGAGGCUUCAGUUCUUAAUGUCGAAUCUGUUCCUCAAAAUGAAAUUGAAAAUGUCUCUGAUGUCACUCCCGUAAGCAGUCAUGUCCCUAUUAUAAAUGACCAUACAUAUAAUGUGACGAUACAUAAUGACCGUAUGGCUCGUAUCACAGAAGCUCCGAUUGCUCCGGUUGCACAGAACAUAUCAAUUCACGAAGUGCAAGGCCAUGCGACUGACGUGAGUCAAACAUAUCAGAAUAUCACUUGUACUGCAGAUGCUUUAGAGAUUUCUGUAGCCCCAGAGAUUUCUGUAGUAUCAAACUUGUCGUAUGGGAAACUGACACAGGACACCCACACCACUGUCACUGCAGACUCUGAUGACUACUACGUGGUGGAGGAUCUACCACCUCGUAGUGCAUUAAGACCUAUUAAUGAAGGGGUCCGUGCACGCAGUACUAUCGAGGCCAAUACGCACACAGACUCCGAAAUAACACCACCCUGUGAAAAGGUCAAGAUCAGUGCACACAGUACUACCGAGGCCAAUACGCACACAGACUCUGAUGACUACUACGUGGUGGAGGAUCUACCACCUCGUAGUGCAUUAAGACCUGUUAAUGAAGGGGUCCGUGCACGCAGUACUACUGAGGCCGGUACGCACACAGACUCUGAUGACUACUAUGUGGUGGAGGAUCUACCACCUCGUAGUGCAUUAAGACCUGUUAAUGAAGGGGUCAGUGCACGCAGUACUACUGAGGUAAAUACGCACACAGACUCUGAUGACUACUAUGUGGUGGAGGAUCUACCACCUCGUAGUGCAUUAAGACCUGUUAAUGAAGGGGUCAGUGCACGCAGUACUACUGAGGUAAAUACGCACACAGACUCUGAUGACUACUACGUGGUGGAGGAUCUACCACCUCGUAGUGCUUUAAGACCUGUUAAUGAAGGGGUCAGUGCACGCAGUACUACCAAGGCUGUAUCCCAAUGCUAAAAGUGCUGUAUAGAGUGACACCACACUAAUAAAGAGAUUACAGUUAGCAUUAUUAUGGAAAGUUUGUUUUAUCAGUUAUUAUUGGCAUGCAUAAAGGUAAUUUUUCCUUUCAUUUUUAUAUAAUUGGACACAAAAUUAUUACAUGCUUUUUAUAAAUUAGUGCACAUUGAUAAUUAUAAACCAAACAAUUAUUA